This is a messenger RNA of Nyctereutes procyonoides (raccoon dog), 393 nucleotides long. RefSeq names its product 60S ribosomal protein L21-like. The record is from RefSeq and is a predicted model, not a curated record. Gene Ontology annotation, biological process: translation. Bases 1 to 393 code for a protein of 130 amino acids. NCBI's taxonomy places the organism in Eukaryota, Metazoa, Chordata, Mammalia, Carnivora, Canidae. The transcript has a single exon. Gene Ontology annotation, molecular function: structural constituent of ribosome. Gene Ontology annotation, cellular component: cytosolic large ribosomal subunit; ribosome.
AUGACCAACCCAAAGGGAAAGAGGAGAGGUACACACUACAUGUUCUCUAGGCCUUUUAGAAAACAAGGAGUCGUUCCUUUGGCCACAUACAUGCGAAUCUGUAAGAAAGGUGAUAUUGUGGACAUCAAGGGAAUAGGCACUGUUCAAAAAGGAAUGCCGCACCGCUGUUACCAUGGCAAAACUGGAAGAGUCUACCAAGUUACUCAGCGUGCUGUUGGCAUUGUUGUAAACAAACAAGUAAAGGGCAAGAGUCUUGCCAAAAGAAUUAACGUCCGCACUGGGCAUAUUAAACACUCAAAGAGCCGAGAUAGCUUCCUGAAACGUGUGAAGGAAAAUGAUCAGAAAAACAAGGAAGUCAAAGAGAAAGGUACUUGGGUCCAGCUGAAGCGCUAG